AUGCAAAAAUGCCUGGGGAACGCUUCGCGUAUUCUGCGAAAUCCGGAGCCCGGUGAUAUUUGCAUCGUGGAGUGCGAAGGGCAAUUGUUUCGCGGUGAAGUGAUUGACAAGGUGGACAGGGAGAACGCAUUCGUUGUGCGUUAUGUUGAUUAUGGGGACGAGCAGUGCUUUAAUGCUAAGUUACUUUAUUCAGUUGAUGGCGAAGUUCAGAGUGUGUUGGAAACGCCAAUGUUUGGUAUGAGGUGUCGGCUGGAAGGCAUUUGUCCGGCUGGCAGUGGCUUGAAUGUGCAUACCAAUGCCUGGUCGCGCAAAGCACUCAAAUUGAUCAACUCUGUCAUUCCUCUGAACAAAAACUUCGCCGCAUUCGUUGGUCCUCCGGAUGCCGAUGGCGUUCAUCCAAUCCGAGUUGUUGUUGACGAGCAAAUUUUUCAAACCAGUGAUUUGGCUACACUGUUGGUGCAGAAGAAGUUAGCUGCUUAUGAAUUUGACGAUUGCAUGACUACUGCAGGCAACCUUUUGUUCAGUGGCAGAUCACUGCGUUGUCUCGAAGCGAAAUUUCUCAACAGUGUGUUGGAAACGCCAAUGUUUGGUAUGAGGUGUCGGCUGGAAGGCAUUUGUCCGGCUGGCAGUGGCUUGAAUGUGCAUACCAAUGCCUGGUCGCGCAAAGCACUCAAAUUGAUCAACUCUGUCAUCCCUCUGAACAAAAACUUCUCCGCAUUCGUUGGUCCUCCGGAUGCCGAUGGCGUUCAUCCAAUCCGAGUUGUUGUUGACGAGCAAAUUUUUCAAACCAGUGAUUUGGCCACACUGUUGGUGCAGAAGAAGUUAGCUGCUUAUGAAUUUGACGAUUGCAUGACUACUGCAGGGAAUCUUUUAUUCAGUGGCAGAUCACUGCGUUGUCUCGAAGCGAAAUUUCUCAACGUCGAAGGGGACAUCAUCUACGGGCUUCCAUACAGUUUUGAAGCGUCGCUUCGCCAGUGCAAAAGUUAUCUCGAACAGGCAAACAUCACCCUGGCUGAAUAUCAUGGCGAGUCUAAGGCUCUUAUUUAUCGUAAUGGGAGAUGUCAUCGUGCAAUCAAACUGCCUCCCGAACACAACGGGGAGCUUCAAGCGGAUAAAUUUUUCCUUGUCGAUGAAGGAAGAACUAUAAAAUUGGUUGAGAAACAUGGGACAUCUUUCGUUGUCAGCCUUUCUGCUGUAAAAGAUCCUCAAGCGGCUUUCUUUUUGCGUAUGUGUCCAGCACUUGCUGUCGGCUUUUUCCUCAACAACCGAAAAUUGGCACCCAAAGCAAUAACAUACUUGAAAAGUGUUUAUACGGAAAUGGAAAAUAUCUUUUUCGUUGCCUGUGUUAGAGAUGUCAUCAGAAAUGGCGUAUGUAUAAUCGAUGAACUGAAAUUCGCCGAUGAUGUUUCACCGCGAAAUUUGCAGUCUGCAUCGAGAACGGUAGCCAGCGGUAAUGCUUCGUCGCAGGUAGUGGCAGUAAUCUGCCCAGUUGCUGCUAACCGUCUGACAUUCGAUCUGCAUUUGUGGUUUUUGCAGGAGAAGGUCGGCAAGCAGGGUAAUUGCAAAAACAGUGAAGUGGAACAUUCUGGAGCUUCCUCCUGCGGCAUAGCGGAUUUCAAAAAAGAAUAA
Molecule: messenger RNA, 1629 nt
Organism: Gongylonema pulchrum
Lineage: Eukaryota; Metazoa; Nematoda; Chromadorea; Rhabditida; Gongylonematidae
Source: the annotation of a GenBank genome assembly